AUGAAGCAGGCCGGCACGCCGUGCAUUCCAGUUUUGAUCCUCCUAUUCUUCUUCAGUCCAUUCUGCAGAUCCGAUGACCGGUUGUCGCCUGCAAAGCCGCUUUCCCCCGGCGACACGAUCGUCUCCAAGGGCGGGGACUUUGCGCUCGGCUUCUUCUCCCCGGACAGCUCCAACGCGAGCCUGUACCUUGGCAUAUGGUACCACAACAUGCCCGGCCGCACCAUCGUAUGGACCGCCAACCGCGACGAUCCAAUCGCUGCUGCUUCAUCUCCAACGCUCGCCAUCACCAACAGUUCUGACCUGGUGUUGUCGGACUCCCAAGGUCACACUCCUUGGGCCGUGAAGAGCGACAUCAAGGGCAGCAUGGGAGUUACUGCGGUGCUUCUUGACACGGGGAAUUUUGUGGUCCAGUCACCAAAUGACACGUCCAUUUGGCAGAGCUUUGAUCACCCUACCGACACACUCCUCCCAGGUAGGACCAUGUUGAGCAAGAAGGGCCAUGUGGUGUGGCGCAUUAUUGCUUCUAAGGGCCUCAAUGACCUGUCAACUGGAGUCUUUUCUAUGAGCCUUGAUCCUAGCUCAGACCUUCAGUUUUUCAUUUGGAACGGGACUAGGCCCUAUCGCCGCCGCAUCUUCAACGGUGAGAUGGCGGUUGGCACAUUAUACCAGAAUACUGUCUUGUAUGAAGCCAUUAUCAGGACAAGGGAUGGGUUCUACUAUGAUUUUAGAGUUUCUGGUGCCUCACAGUAUGCACAUCUUACUCUCGACUACAUGGGUGUGUUGACUCUGAGCUUGAACAACCGCUCGUCAUGGAGAACCAUCACCGCACCCCCAGCUAGCUGCAACAUCUACGCUUCAUGUGGCCCGUUCGGCUAUUGUGACUACACGGCGGCUGUCCCGACAUGUAGUUGCCUCGAUGGGUUUGAGCCCUCUGGUCCUAACUUUUCAAGCGGAUGUAGAAGAAUCCAAGAGCUGAAAUGCAGCAAGCAAAGUCAUUUCGUGACCUUAUCUAGGAUGAUGCUCCCCGACAAAUUUUUACGUGUCCACAACAGAAGCUUUGGCGAGUGCAUGACUGAGUGCAGCAACAAUUGCUUGUCUACAGCCUAUGCUUAUGCCAACUUUAGCACUAAUGAUGCUAUGGCUGACCAGUCAAGGUGCUUGGUUUGGACAAGGGAGCUUAUCGACACAGGAAAGUUUAGCGAGUAUGGCGAGAACCUGUACCUCCGGCUUGCCAACUCUCCUGGCACACAGAAGAAGAAGGAAAUACACAAGGGACCCAUGCUAGGAUACCUUAGCUCGUUCAGUGAAAUGGGCGGUGAACAUGUGGAGUUUCCUUUUUUUAGCUUCGAAGAUAUUGCUGCUGCAACGGAUAAUUUCUCUGAAUUUAACCAAAUUGGAAGCGGAGGUUUUGGUAAAGUUUACAAGGGAAUGUUGCAAGGUGACAAAGAAGUUGCUAUCAAAAGGCUUAGUAAGGGCUCUGCCCAAGGGAUAGAGGAGUUCAAAAAUGAAAUAAUUCUGAUUGCGAAAUUGCAACACAGAAAUCUUGUUAGACUUCUUGGUUGUUGUAUUUAUGGAGAUGAGAGGUUACUUAUCUAUGAAUACUUACCUAACAAAAGCUUGGACACAUUCCUUUUUGACGAUACAAAACAAUAUGAGCUUGAUUGGUCCAUACGCUUCAAAAUAAUUAAAGGGGUAGCGAGAGGGCUUCUUUACCUCCACCAAGAUUCAAGAUUAACUAUAAUUCACAGAGAUCUCAAACCAAGCAACAUCUUGAUGGAUUCUGAAAUGACUCCCAAAAUAUCAGACUUCGGUAUGGCGAGGAUCUUUGGUGGAAACAAACAAGAGGCAAGCACUACCCGGGUUGUGGGGACAUAUGGUUACAUGUCGCCUGAAUAUGUGAUGGGAGGUGCUUUUUCUGUAAAAUCGGAUACCUAUAGCUUCGGUGUUCUUCUCUUGGAGAUUGUAAGUGGCUUGAAGAUCACCUCGCCGCAACUCGUAAUGAACUUUGUCGGCCUUACAGCUUAUGCAUGGAGACUGUGGGAAGAUGGAAAAGCAACAGAACUGGUGCACCCUUCGGUUAUUGAGAGUUGUUCACUUGAUGAAGUUCUACGGUGUAUCCAUGUCGGACUCCUGUGCGUUCAAGACUGUCCGAAUGAUAGGCCUCUCAUGGCAUCAGUUACUUUUAUGUUGGAGAAUGAAAGUGCACUGCUCCCAGCACCAAAGCAGCCUGCAUAUUUUCCUCUACGAAGCCUUGAACCUGGAAAAAUAAGGGGAAAUUCUACGAAUGUAGUGAGUAUCACAACACUUGAGGGGCGUUAG
Molecule: messenger RNA, 2319 nt
Organism: Triticum dicoccoides
Lineage: Eukaryota; Viridiplantae; Streptophyta; Magnoliopsida; Poales; Poaceae
Product: G-type lectin S-receptor-like serine/threonine-protein kinase At4g27290
Exons: 6
Coding region: 1-2319 (772 amino acids)
Biological process (GO): recognition of pollen; protein phosphorylation
Cellular component (GO): plasma membrane
Molecular function (GO): protein serine/threonine kinase activity; ATP binding
Source: RefSeq, a predicted model, not a curated record